Trichogramma pretiosum is the source of this 2416-nucleotide messenger RNA. RefSeq names its product SET and MYND domain-containing protein 4-like. Gene Ontology annotation, molecular function: protein binding. NCBI's taxonomy places the organism in Eukaryota, Metazoa, Arthropoda, Insecta, Hymenoptera, Trichogrammatidae. The transcript is spliced from 6 exons. The record is from RefSeq and is a predicted model, not a curated record. The coding region runs from base 60 to 2027 and encodes 655 amino acids.
CAACGGAGCAAGAAAUAAAUUUACAACUUACGUACACAUAACUCACAUCAAUUGCAAAAAUGACGGAAAAGUUUUUGAUAGAGCAACAAUUGAAUACAAAAAAAUCAUCGCUUUUCAUGCAACGUCCAUCGGAGAGUUCCAUGAAAAGUACCGAAAAGUCUCGUAUAUUUAAAAUGAAAGGAAAUGAAUUUUACAGCAAAAAAACGAUUGAUGUGAAAACAUUUGAUCUGAUUAUUAGAUUAUAUAACAAAAGCAUUUGUUUAGCACCAUUGAAUUCAGAGUGCUUGAGUGAAGCUUAUGGAAACAGAUCAGCAUUAUACUUUCGUUUGAAACGAUAUCCAGAAUGUAUAUUAGACAUAAGUAGAGCACUUGCAUGCUCUAAUUUAACUCUCGCUCGCAGAGCUAAACUUCUAAUUCGAAAAGCAGAAAGUCACAUAGUCCUGCAAGACAAAGCAAAUGCUCAGAUAGCUCUGCAUGAUAUUAAAGAAUUAAUACCACAAAUUUCAAAAGAAAUGGAAAAAAAGAAUAGUGAAUCAGUAUUUGCCAGUAUAAAAGAAAUUGAAAAAGCAUUAUCAAUACUUACAGAUAAAAAAGUGAUUCCUUAUGAUAUAUGCUCAGAUCUUCAUGAAGAUCAUCUAAAAAUGCUGAGUAAAAAAGAAAAAGAAAGUCCUAAUUCAAGUGUUAUUGUGAAAACCAAUGAAAAUGAGCAAAGUUAUUUAGUUACUAGAAAUGAUGUGAUGGCAGGAGAUAUUAUUUAUGUUGAUAAACCCUUCUGUGGAUUUUUGAAUAUUUAUGAUAGUAAUAUUUAUUGCGGACAUUGUUUUAAAGAAGCAUACAAUUCAAUACCAUGCGAUUUUUGUUCGUGGUGUUCAUUUUGUUCAGAAAAAUGCAAAACUGUAGCUUGGACAAAUUAUCAUGAUCUUGAAUGUAGAAUCAUAUCUCAUAGUACAGAAGAUAAUACACUAUCUCAAACAGAUUAUUUAGCUUUGAGAUCCUUAAUAUUAGGAAUAAAAAAAUCUGGUAGUAUUAAUAAUUUUAAAAAUGAUCUCAUGCAUGCUGAUGAAUCGACAGAACAAGUAGAAAAUGGAGGCUUCAAUCCAAAUGGAAAAAGUAAAUUUCCUAAAUGGAAAAAUCAAACAUUCAAAAGCGUAUAUACAUUACCUCUUACACGCAAAAUAACAAAUAGUGAGCUACAGGAAAUCGCUAUUCCUACAACAGUAAUGCUAAUGUCUUUAUGCAAGUAUACAGAUUUAUUUGGAAAUAGUAUUAAAAGUACAAAUGAUAUAAAAAACAAUGAAGAAAUUAUGCUCAUUGGAACGAUACUGUUCAAGCUAAGAAGGAGAUUAAUUUCAAAUUCACAUUUUCUGACAUUUGAACUAAAGACCUGCAGAAAUGAACUUGCAGUAGGAACUUGCAAAUUGAAAAAUUGUUGCUUCAAGUUAGAAUUUAUAUCUUCUUUAAGUGCUUUACUACCUCACAGUUGCUACCCGAAUGCAAAAAUAUGUGCUGUUGAUAAUGAAAGAUUUAUUCUUUAUGCAUUGCGGCCUAUUCCAAAAGAAAAUCAGAUAUAUGUAUCAAAAGGACAAUUAUUUUAUGAAAUGCAAAAAGCUUUUCGAGUUCCUGCACUAAGACAAACAUUACGUUACAAAUGUAAAUGUCAAGCCUGCAAUGAAAAUUGGCCAAAUCUGACUGAACUGUAUAAGAUGCCAAUGGAAAAUCCCAUUGGCUAUAUGAAGAAUUACAGUCAGAAGGAAAGCAGCCUUUUUGAUGAAUUCAAAAGUCUAUUAGACCCUAUUUUAAAGUGCCAAAUUGUUGGUGGCUGUGAAGAAAAAAUUUUAAAAAAAUUGUCAUAUGCUAUGAAAAAAGCAACAGACAAUUUGACACCUCCGUCUGUUGUGUUGUGUGAAUUAAUGAUGAGUAUAGCUAUUUACUAUGAAACUGCUUUCAGAUAUAGCACAGGCUAUAUUUAUAGAAAACCUCCUUCUAAAAAGCCUACUAUUGCAGUUAGCAAGAGUGAUCUACAGUAACUAAGUAUCAGUAACAUUGUUUUUAAAAUUUUUUGUAGACACAGUUAAUAAAACAUCAUAAAAUAAUAUAUUGGAUAAAUAUGAGUGAAACAGAUCAGACUUGCUAAGCAAAUAUAUUGUGCCUUGUUAAAAUUCAAUAUUAUUCCAUCAAAAUUAUAUUUUAUUACUUAUUUAGAUAAAUUAUAAUAUACACAAAAUAUUUAACAAAAAAUUUGAAUUGAAUAUUUGAAUUUAAUUUUUGUAGCUCAUUGAUUCCUCAUUGAAGUUAAUUGUGCAUUAAAUCAAGACCCUAUUCAUUAAGUAAAGUUAAUUAUUGUGAAAGUGGAAAUAGUCAUUAUACUUUUUUACGCAUAUUUUUAAAUUGUUAAUAAACACCAUUUAAAAUUUUA